UGGCACUGCACAAACAAAAACACGCGUUAUCGAGGAGCGACACACUUUUAAACAUAUAUUUUUAUUUAUUUAUUAUUAUUAUUAUUGUUGUUGCUAUUGUUAUUAUUUUACAACUUUCAAGUCUUUGGUCUGCUGUGAAAAUCUCCCAGCAUGCAUCCCAUUCGCUUCCACUAGCUGUGUGUCUUGUCUGCUUAACGCAGCAAAUUGAAGCGUCCACAUCCCGUUCAGGUUUGUGGAGUCUAUCCCAGCUGGCUGCAGAGUAGACUACAAACAAGCCUAAAUUGCUGAACCUACCCUCAUUUCAAAAUUAGGUGGUUUCCAGGUUUGGUUGCCAACAUGUUGGUGGCUCCUCUUUGCUUGAUGAGCUUUCUUUACCUGGGCCAGGUGUUUGGGGCACAAAUUCCAUAUGGAAACUCACGUAACAUCACCGGUGCUCAGCCGUUCCCCUGGCAUCAUAUGAGACUCCCCCAAACCGUUAUGCCUCUCCACUACGACCUGAACAUUCACCCCAACUUGACCACCCUGAACUUCACCGGCGUUGUUCGCAUCCAGCUGGAAGUGCUCAAAGACACUAAAGCCAUCGUUCUGCAUGCCAAGCAGUUGAAGAUUUUCAAUGUAAAGCUCAAGACGCCCGAAGGUGUGAGGUCUCUUCAGGUUGUGGAGAAUUCAAUUUACCAGCAGCUUGCCCUGCUGUCAGACGAGGUGAUCACAAGAGGGGUGGACUACGAGGUCCAUAUGGAGUUUUCCGCCAAACUCUCGGACAGCUACCACGGUUUUUACAAGAGCAGCUACCGAACCAGCAGCGGGCAGCUUCGGAUUCUGGCAUCCACGCAGUUUGAAGCUACCUUCGCCCGAGCAGCCUUCCCUUGUUUUGAUGAGCCCGCAUUUAAAGCCAACUUUACCAUCUCCAUCAUACGGGAGGCGCGACACAUCGCCAUUUCCAAUAUGCCCAAGAUAAAAACAAUCGCAUUACCUGGAAAUGUGUUUGAGGAUUGCUUUGGCACCACAGUAAAGAUGAGCACAUACUUGGUAGCCUUCAUCGUGUCUGACUUCCUCUCCGUGAGCAAGAUGACCAAACACGGUGUCAAGAUUUCUGUCUAUGCCGUAGCUGAGAAAAUCAACCAAACGGACUUCGCGCUGGAUACCGCUGUGAAGCUGCUCGACUUUUACGACACCUACUUCAAUAUUCCUUACCCACUCCCCAAACAGGACCUGGCUGCUAUCCCAGACUUCCAGGCGGGAGCGAUGGAGAACUGGGGUCUGACCACCUACAGAGAGGCGGCCCUUCUCUUCCACCCUGAAAAAUCCUCCAUGGCAGACAGAGCACAGAUUGCCAAGAUCAUCGCUCAUGAGCUUGCACACCAGUGGUUUGGCAACUUGGUGACGAUGGAGUGGUGGAGUGACCUGUGGCUCAAUGAGGGUUUUGCCAAGUUCAUGGAGUUUAUUGCUGUCGACUUCACAUACCCGGAGUUAGAAGCGAAUGACUUAUUCAUGGGGAAGUGUUACAACGCCAUGGAGGUUGAUGGUCUCAGCUCAUCACACCCCAUCUUCAACCCUGUGGAAAACCCCACUGAGAUCCAGGAAAUGUUUGACGAAGUGUCCUACGAUAAGGGAGCGUGCAUUCUGAAUAUGCUUAAAGACUUCAUGACACCUGAGGUCUUCGAGGUUGGGAUCAUCCGCUACCUGAAGCGGUACAGCUACCGAAACACUGUCAGCAGCCACCUGUGGGAAAGCCUGACUGAUAUUUGCAAUUCGAAUAAUCUCCAAGACGCCCCAUCUAAACAAAAAGAUUUCUGCUCGAAGCGCACCCUACAAUCUGGAGAAUAUUACCAUGGUGAUAAGUUUGACAUCAAGACCAUCAUGGACACAUGGACACGACAGAAGGGCUUUCCGCUAGUCAGCGUUGACUUAAAAAGUCGGAAGCUCAUUCUCACCCAGCAUCGUUACCUGAAGAUAGAGGAAAAGCCCACCACCACUGGACCCCCGACUGAAAAACUCGUUUGGCAGAUUCCACUGACUUACAAGACGAGUGCCUCUGACACAACACAACACUUCCUGAUGAGGUCUGCAGUGGAUCUCCUGCGCAUUCCAAAUGGAGUGGACUGGAUCAAGCUGAACGUAGACAUGAGCGGCUACUACAUCGUCCACUACGGCAAAGAUGGGUGGAAGUCUGUGAUUAAGCUGCUCCAGAACAACCACACGGCGCUCAGCGGCAAGGACCGAGCCAGCCUCAUACACGACGCCUUCCGGGUCGUCAGCAUCAAGAAGCUGACCCUGGAAACCGCUUUGGAGCUGUCCACGUAUCUGUCCAAAGAGACCAAUGUCAUUGCUGUGACUCAGGGCUUUGCAGAACUCAUACCCAUCUAUAAACUGAUAGAAAGGAGAGAAAUAAUUCUUCUCGAGAAUAGCAUGAAGAUUUACAUGCUGUACCUGUUCAAGGACUUGAUUGACAGUCAGAAGUGGGACGAUUCCGGUUCCUCGUCUGAGCGAAUGCUACGCAGCUACCUGCUGCUGUUCGCCUGUGUCAGGAACUACACUCCUUGUGUGACCAAAGCUAGCCAGCUGUUCAACAUGUGGAAGGACUCUGAUGGCAAAAUGAGCCUCCCAGUUGAUGUCACCCUGGCAGUGUAUGCUGUUGGGGCUCAAACACCAGAGGGGUGGGACUUCCUGUUUGAGUUCUACCGCCAGUCUUUGCAACUGUCCGUUCAGAGUAGCAUCAAGAUUGCCUUGACAAUCAGCCCAUUGCGUCAAAAGCUCAAGUGGAUUCUGGAACAGAGUCUUCUCGGUGAGGUGAUAAAAACUCAAGACCUCCCAGAUGUGUUGGUCUCUAUCAGCAGGAACCCCCGAGGCCACAGACUGGCGUGGGACUUCCUCCGAGCCAAUUGGCCGACGCUGAUCAAAAAGUUUGAAAUCGGCUCCUCCUCCAUCGCGCACAUCGUCACGGGAGUGACCAGCCUGUACUCCACAAAGACAAUGCUGACGUCGGUGGAGAAAUUCUUCACCUCUCUCACAGUGGAGACGGGCUCACAGAUGAGGUGUAUCCAGCAGGCCUACGACACCAUCGCUGACAACAUCCGCUGGGCUGAAACCAACUUCCCCGUGCUGCAGUCCUGGCUGAAAAAACGCCAGAGGUGGCUUCAUGAGGACUUGUAACGGCGGUCACACAAAGACACUUUUUUUUAGAUGUAUUGUUAUUAUAAAUGGCGGCACGGUGGCCGACUGGUUCGAGCGUCAGCCUCACAGUUCUGAGGGGCGGGGUUCAAUCCCCGUCCCCGCCUGUGUGGAGUUUGCAUGUUUUCCCCGUGCCUGCGUGGGUUUUCUCCGGGCACUCCGGUUUCCUCCCACAUCCCAAAAACAUGCAUUAAUUGGAGACUCUAAAUUGCCCGUAGGCAUGACUGUGAGUGCGAAUGGUUGUUUGUGUCUAUGUGCCCAGCGAUUGGCUGGCAACCAGUUCACCCCGUCUCCUGCCCGAUGACAGCUGGGAUAGGCUCCAGCACUCCCGCGACCCUAGUGAGGAGAAGCGGCUCAGAAAAUGGAUGGAUUAUUAUAAAUAAUACUAAAUUAUUAGUAUUAUUUUAGGGGGACAGACUGUUCACGGUUUGAGAGGAACAUGUCAAGUGGGACGUGUUCUAAUUGUGACCAAACACAAUUUUACACCUUGCAAGGACAUCAAAAAGAUAUCUUUGGGUUAUUUGAGCCAACAGCUCAAAGAUCUAAUGGUAUUAUCCAAUUGCUAUUUUUUAUUUGCUCUAUUGCUUAGUCUUCAACUGAUUUUCGCUGCCAGUAAUGAACAAUGGUCUGUGUUUUUAUUUAUUAUGAAGAAUUGUUGUUUUAGGGCUUUUGGGUAGAUCCCAGGCAUUUAUCAAUGUGAAGCACACAAUGUCUGAAUAUCUACAUUCCAACAGGUCACAAAUCUUUGUCUCUCCCCGUGCUUGUGUGGGUUUUCUCAGGCUCCGUUUCCCCCCAAAAUUCCCAAACAUGCAUGUUAGGUUAAUUAAAGACUAAAUUGUCUUUAGGCGUGAAUGUGAGGGUGAAUGGUAUUUUGUCUGUGCCUUGUGAUUGACUUUCGACCAGCCCGGGGUGUAAGCCACCUUCCACCCAACGUCAACUGGGAUAGGCUCCAGCUCACAGCGUUCCUGAACAGGAUAAGCAAUAUGGAAAAUGGCCUUACAGUAAAAUAUCAACAAUACACUUCUCUGUGCAAGUUUACAACUAUCCAUUUAAUAUUUAUUUUUUUAUGAAGACAAAUGCCAAGGCUUUGAACCAAGCUUUCGCUAAUGCACUAAUAUUGUUGUUCUUUAAUAGAGAUGCUAUUGUGAUAUGAGAAGAUAUAUGCCUGCGUGGGUUUUCUCUGGGCACUCCGGUGUUCCUCCCACAUCCCAAAAACAUGUGUGGUAGGUUGAUUGAAGACUCUAAAUUGCCCGUAGGUGUGAAUGUGAGUGUGAAUGGUUGUUUGUUUAUAUGUGCCCUGCGAUUGGCUAGCGACCAGUUCAGGGUAUAGCCCGCCUCUCGCCCGAAGAUAGCUGGGAUAGGCUCCAGCCCCCCCAGCGACCCUAGUGAGGAUAAGCGGUACAGAAAAUGGAUGGAUGGAUGGAUGGAUGGAUAAAUGGGCAUUGUUGUUGAUUGCUGCUGGCUUGAUGGGUCAGGGUUAUUCAUCACAUCUUCAUCUUAGUCCAACUGUUUUUAAUUUUAUGUCAUACUCCCAUGAGAGCAACUAGAGCAACUGUCUUCGAAACUUUUUUCUUUUCUUUUCUCGCAAUCCAUGAAGAAACAUUCACUGCCAUUGACGGCUUUAGAAGUCAAAUAUCCAUGUUAACUGGGAAGGCUGGCAGUGAAUGAGUUUUAAGAUGUUCUGUGGCAGGUUCUCAACCAGGGGUCUGUGGACCCCUAGUGGUCUUUGGUGUAGUUGAAAGGGGUCCCUGACAAUACCUUUUUAAAAAGAUUUAUGACAUUUAUAGUGAUAGGAUUAUUUUACUCAGAUGUGACUGAGACCUUUAUCUACUUAAACUAAAAAUGGUACAGGACUUUUUUUUUUGUCUCUAAUUCUGUCCGUUUCACAAGUGUAAUCAAUUACAUUUGCAAUGUUGAAGUCAGGGGGUCCUUAGGGUUAAUAAAAAAUUUGCAGGAGGUCCCGGAACCUAAAAAGGUUGACAGCCAAUGUUCUAAGGGAAACAUUAGUUUUCUUUUUUAUCUUGGUGAAUUUAACAUGCACAUUGUGUAUUGGAUCUCUUUCUAUUGUCCAGGUGUAACCCUUUUCUGUUGCUUGGAUUUAUUAAAAAAAAAAAAAAAAAAAAAACAGUUUACAUCAGAUUUGAUUAAAACCAAUCUCAUCCUAAUUGAUGUAAAUAUGAUAACAAUGGUGAAGAUUCAUCAAUGUCUGGAGUCUGGACCUUGAGAAUGAAUUUGACCUUGACCAAAAAAAAAAUACAAUGAAAACAUCUCUUGGUAACAGAAUGUUUUUGUCCACUUUAAGAUUUUUCAAGUAUAUACUACUAUUCAUGUGCAAUAAAUCCCAAAUGUAUUCCAUGGCCUAAGUCAGAAAUAAAGUGAAUUUUACCUUAAAGUGUAAAAAUAAAAACAAGCUGAAAAAAAAAUGAAAAUAAAAAUAUCUUCCUGCUGGAAAUAACACAACCUUCAAUAAUGUUCAUUGGUUUGUUUUCUGGUUGCUUAUUUUGGUUUAUUUUAGCACCUUAUUCUCAUUUUCUUUUGCAACAUUCUGCAGGAUUUCUAGCAUAAGGUUGAAUAGAACAUUCUAAUCAAAUAUAAAUGUGGAACAGUGGAUAUAAAAGAAUUUACUCACCCCUGUUCAAAUGCUUGACUUUUUGUGACAAACAACACAAAGAUAAGUCAUUUAAAAACCUUUUAGUCAAUUACUGUGAUCUAACCCUUUCAACAAUUAGAAAAACGUCUUUUGAUUGAGUAAGUAAAAAUAAACAACUGAAAUAAUGUGGUUGCGCAACUGUGCACACCCGCUUAUAACUACGAUGCAGGUGUGUUCAGUAUAAACCAGUCUCAUUCAAAACCACCAGUUCCAGCUGAAGAAAAACAGCCCCAAAGCAUGUUGCUGCCACCAUUCACUCUAGGAAUGGUGUUCUUUAGGUGAUAAGCACUGUUGUGUUUGCACCAAACAUCACUUUUGGAGUAAAAGCUUAACGCUGGUUGUAUCGGACCAUAAGAGAUUUU
This is a messenger RNA of Phycodurus eques (leafy seadragon), 6183 nucleotides long. RefSeq names its product endoplasmic reticulum aminopeptidase 1b (gene erap1b). Gene Ontology annotation, cellular component: cytoplasm. Gene Ontology annotation, molecular function: metalloaminopeptidase activity; zinc ion binding; peptide binding. The record is from RefSeq and is a predicted model, not a curated record. The transcript is spliced from 20 exons. NCBI's taxonomy places the organism in Eukaryota, Metazoa, Chordata, Actinopteri, Syngnathiformes, Syngnathidae. The coding region runs from base 337 to 3153 and encodes 938 amino acids. Gene Ontology annotation, biological process: peptide catabolic process; proteolysis.